Bradysia coprophila is the source of this 3092-nucleotide messenger RNA. RefSeq names its product thyrotropin-releasing hormone-degrading ectoenzyme-like. The record is from RefSeq and is a predicted model, not a curated record. Lineage: Eukaryota; Metazoa; Arthropoda; Insecta; Diptera; Sciaridae.
UGUAAUCUAAGAUCUAAUCAUGAGUUUUUUUCAGUUUUUCCCUGAUUAAAGAAUAUGAUGAGACUGUCGACAGAUAUUGAGUACCGACAGGCAUUGAAGGCUCUGGUUCUGAGAUUGUAAAUCAUCAUAACGACGAAAGAUUCUUAUCAUGUGUCUGUCGGCGAUAUAGUAAAAGUGAUAACAGGCAGAGCGGAUGCAUUGACUUGUCUGCGUUUCACUCGUUACUGUUAUUGUUAAUUUACGUUACUUAAUACCUCUCUUAAGUCAGGAAUCUCCAAAAAAAAUUAAUUGAGAUAAACGUUCUCUACUGAUAGCUUGGCCGAAAUUGAUAUCGUGGCUCAGUUUGGGACGAAAUUUUGAAGCGAGACUAACACUGCACUCAGAAUGAGUAUCGGGAAAUUGUUAACUUCAGUGGUAGUCAUAUCGAUAUCACUAUUCUCAGCACAUCAACUCGAAGCAUUAGCUAUUAAAACAGAUGAGAGAGGUUAUCGCCUACCGAACAACACUGUUCCUCUACACUAUGACAUUAGCUUGAGAACAAACAUCCAUGGCGGCGAUUUUAUGUUCGAUGGCCGUGUCCAGAUCCACAUAAAGAUUGUCGAAGAUUCAGAUACCAUAACGCUUCACUAUCGCCAACUGGUCAUUCGCAAUGUAAAUAUACUCAACGUCGAUGGUUCUGCACGUCAACAGAAUGUACGAUUCAUUAUGACACAUCCGCUGGAAUUCCUGGACAUUUUACCACAGACACCACUCGCGACAGAUGACGAGUUGAUCGUUGAUAUAUCUUACACUGGCAUUUUGCGGGACGAUGGAGCCGGUCUCAUUCGAUCCUCCUAUGUAAAUCCGGAUACAAACGAAACCAUUUGGCUGGCAUCCGUUCAGUUCAAGAAUACAGAUGCUCGUCAUGCCGUACCGUGUUACGAUGAAAUAAAAUAUCGCUCGACCAUGCAACUUCGAAUUGAGCAUCAUGAAAGUUAUAAUGCUGUGUCCAAUACACCAAGUGAAGAACAAAUUCGCAGCGAUGACGAUGGUUUUGUAACGACAAUUUUCGCAAAAACUCCGUCCAUGCCCACUAAUCUUUUAACAUUCAGCGUCUCCAACUUUGCACACACCUCAGUAGUUAAUGAAUUUAAUGUGACAAUGAGCACUUACGCUCAGCCAACAGCUGUAGCUAGAGGUGAAACUGAAUUCAGUUUAACGUGGGGUCAACAAGUUUUUCGUCACUUAAACAAUCUCUUCGGCGAUUACACACUACCGAAACUCGACCAAAUCGCCAUUCCCGACUUAGAAUGGAGCACAGAGCCGAGCUGGGGGCUGAUAUCGUUUCGAGAGAGCCUGUUACUACACACUGCAAAUGCGACCCCCGAAGAAACUACUGCAACGGAGCUGAGAAUUGCUCAUGUAUUUACCCACAACUACUUUGGCAAUCUUGUUUCGCCGGUUUGGUGGACUUUUCUGUGGAUGAACGAAGGCUUCGCCACUCUUUACGAGAAAUACAUAGUUGACAGUAUCAAUGGCCCACCUGACCAGUAUGAACUAUUUAUGCUUACAACCAAAGAUGAAGUGAUGUCGUUAGAUGUGAAUGGAGCUCUUGUUCCACUAAAUCAUUACGUGGAAAGUCCAAGUGAAAUCAAUGAUAAAGCUUAUGACGUCAUUGUAACGCACUACAAAGCUGCAUUUGUGUUAUUCAUGGCUAGAACAAUGCUACAACAGAUCACAUUUGAAAAGGGAGUACGAUAUUACCUGACGGAGCGAGCUUUCAACUCUGCAACUCCAGACGAUCUCCACUCUGGAUUGCAAAGAUCCUACGAUGAAGACAAUCCUGGGAAUGGUGUUGACAUAGCCGAAAUCAUGUGGCCAUGGCAGAAUAUUCGUGGCUAUCCGGUUGUGACUGUUAGCAUUGACGGUGACAUAUUGACCUUGAAACAAGAGGGUUUCCAAACACCUCACGAUGAAUUAUAUGGUAUUCCGAUCGCAAUUGCGACCGCAAGCAAUCCGAAUUUCUCUUAUCCACUGCAGCAAAUUUACUGGAUGACUAGUAGGGAGAUGCAGAUUUCGUUGAGUGAUUCAAUUAUCGGUUGGGAGGAGAAUGAUUGGAUUGUUGUGAAUGUACGUAACUUUGCGUAUUAUGUCACGAACUAUGAUGACAAUUUGUGGAACUUGCUCAUAGAAACGUUGGUUAACGAGCCAGAGAAUAUUCACUUUGAAAAUCGUGGCGCUCUCUUCGCCAACUUCCAUCUAUUUAUAGAGCACGCACAUGAUGUUAGCUCGACGAUCUUCCUGAGACUCGCUGAAUUUCUGCAAGUAGAAAAUGAGGUAACGGUCUGGAGACGCGCUGAUCGCGGCUUACUACGAAUUGGCAGCCGGUUACGUGGAACAGAGCUAGUCCAAGGUCAUGAGACUUACUUGAGAAACUUGUUUGCACCCAUUUAUGAACGCCUGUUAAACGACGAACACUUUAACACUCAGCUGGUCGAACUUGUACGAUUUUGGAGCUGCACGUCUGGCAUCCAAGAAUGUUUAGAUCGUGCAAUUGAUGAACUGUAUGACACGACUGUCGAGUUGUCAAUGUGCCCUGGAUUUAUAACAGCAAAUGCAACGGUUCUGACAUCCUUCUGGAGCACUGCACUGAUGGACCCAAUAAAUGCAGAUCCGUUAUUGAAUGACUUAGCAUGCACGAAUGACCUAAAUUUCUUAACAGUUUAUUUACACGCUGCCUUGGACUUGUCCAACAAUUUCACGAGAGCCCAACGAACGACAAUAAUUAAUCGAACUUACAGUGCUAAUCAUGUCGGAUUCAAUUUGAUCAGGGACUUUUUUGGGAACAAUUAUGACUUCAUUCAUACAGAGAUCAUGGAUAUUGGUGAAUAUCUAGCAAAUGUUGCCGCAUUCGCAAACACUCAAACUGAAAUAGGAUGGGUUACGGACCUUUCUGCACUAAUUCCUCCCACAUCUGCAGUUGACGCCGAAGCAAUUGAUGCAUUACUGUCAACAAACAUCCGCUGGUAUGAGAGGAACAUCGACGAAUUAAGAGAGUUUUACAGCAGUUUUUAGCAUAUGAGAUAUUUGACAAUAAAUUGAAGCUUUGGAUG